Molecule: messenger RNA, 2434 nt
Organism: Sabethes cyaneus
Lineage: Eukaryota; Metazoa; Arthropoda; Insecta; Diptera; Culicidae
Gene: JhI-21
Product: Y+L amino acid transporter 2
Exons: 7
Coding region: 221-1756 (511 amino acids)
Biological process (GO): amino acid transmembrane transport
Cellular component (GO): membrane
Molecular function (GO): L-amino acid transmembrane transporter activity
Source: RefSeq, a predicted model, not a curated record
CAAAUGUGGACCUACUUGCUACUUAAAAUUAAACAAACGCUGUCGAAUUUGGUUCACAAAUUACAAUUUCGUUGAGUGACUAGACCGGCACUGUGCGUGUGGGAGUGUUUUAAGUUUACCAGGAAAAAUCGCCGUGUGAAACGUGUUGUGAGUGUGAUUUGGUUAAUUUUGCGUGAAAAUUAUAACACUAGAUUGCUGCUAUAGAAGUAGCACUAUAACUAUGGCUAACGAGGCGGAAAAUCUGCCAGCAGAAAAAGAUUCUGUCAUUACGAGUACAGAAGGCGGUAACAAGGUAGUUCUGAAACGCAAAAUUACGCUGGUAAAUGGAAUUACAAUCAUCGUCGGGACGAUUAUAGGAUCGGGAAUCUUUGUUUCGCCUGCUGGUGUCUUCUUGUAUACGAAGUCCGUCGGUUCAUCGUUGGUCAUUUGGACACUGAGCGGUAUCCUGUCGACGCUAGGAGCGUUGUGCUAUGCCGAGCUUGGUACCUGCAUCACACGGUCCGGGGGCGACUAUGCUUACCUACUUGUUGCAUUCGGACCACUUGUUGGAUUCCUGCGGCUCUGGAUGGCACUGCUCAUCAUCCGACCCACCACCCAGGCCAUCGUAGCAUUGACCUUCGCUCAGUAUGCCGUAAAACCCUUCUUCCCGGAGUGCGAACCUCCAGACAACGCGGUCCGGUUGCUAGCUGCGGUCUGUCUGUGCUUUCUGACCGCCAUCAAUUGCAUCUCAACCAAAUGGGCCAUGAAGGUGCAAAACGUAUUCACAUUGGCUAAAUUGACGGCACUAGUAUCCAUCAUCCUCGCCGGUAUCGUUUUCAUAGCAACCGAAGAAUCGGAGAACUUUGAAAAUGCAUGGGAAGGGGAUUACGCACUUUCCAGUCUGGCCUAUGCCUUCUACUCUGGACUAUUUGCGUUCGGUGGAUGGAACUACUUAAACUUUGUCACCGAAGAGCUGGAGAACCCGUACAAAAACCUUCCUCGCGCUAUUUGGAUCGCCAUGCCAAUGGUUACUGGAAUCUAUGUGUUCGUCAACAUGGCCUAUUUUGCCGUUGUUCCAAGGCACGACAUGCUUGCAUCAAUUGCCGUUGCGGUAAACUUCGGCAACCGGAUGUUUGGUGUUGUAGCUUGGCUAGUGCCAAUCUUUGUAGCACUGAGUUGCUUCGGUGGCGUCAAUGGUAUUUUGUUUACUUCCGCUAGGCUAUUUUCAACCGGUGCUCAGGAAGGACAUCUGCCGGCCUGGUUUUCACUAGUACACGUACGGCGUCAAACGCCUAUUCCGGCACUGAUUUUCACGUGUGCUACAUCGAUACUUACACUGUUUUGCGCAGAUGUAGUUGCCUUAAUCAACUACUUCAGCCAGAUUCUUUGGCUCUCGGUGGCAGCAUGUGUAGCUGGACUACUGUGGCUACGAGUUACUAAACCCAACAUGCCCCGCCCGAUUCGCGUAAACCUGGCAUUACCGAUUAUUUUCCUGACCUGCUGUCUAGUGCUGGUUCUGUUGCCGUCGUUUUCCGAACCAUUGAACCUGAUCAUCGGUCUCGGAAUUACCCUUUCCGGAGUGCCAGUUUACUACGUUUGCGUCGUAUGGAACAGUAAAAAUAAAAGAUCGCGAAAUUCUCUGAUGGCAAUGAUCGAACGGGGCUGUCAGAUCCUCUUCAAUGCAGCCUUUGUCGAUUGUCAUCACGAUCGGAAAAACGAUCGGGAAAUGUCUGAUAUGCAAACUAGCAUUGUGGACGAGAAAAACGUGCAUCAUUGAAACCGAAACACGGUCCAUAGACAGCGCGCUUGAGGUUUCAUUUUUUGAUCCCAAUUAUUUUUAGGAUCGAAUUUUCCGUGGAGACCAGUAGCAUUUAUAUGUGUUAGAGCUUCGAUUAUUAAAGGAAGUAGAUACGCCACUCUUCGCAGAUUCAAUCGUCAGUAAAGUGGCUCCUGACGGCAACAGGGUGUACUAACCUGCCAUAGUGUUCAUAGAGCGUUUUCAUAGCUACACGUUUGACUAUAUCAUCUGUCACUAGCACUUGUGUAAACUGAGAAGGUGAUACAAAGACUAUUACAGUCUAGUUCACCCUACCGCCAGUAGAUAGUGGUGAUGACAUACUUUUUACUCAAGUAUGAGGAAAUCAAAGACUGGCGUAUCUACUUCCUUUAAUAAUCUAAGGUUAGGGGUAUUAUUUGCAUUGUUCAAAGACAUGAAUCUUUUUUUUAGAAACAUUUUGAGAUUUUUUUAGACGUUAUUGUCUUGCCUAAAGGAAACCAUAAGCAUACGACAGGGCACAAAUCAACAGGAACAGAAUCGAAAAUACUAUACUAUUUAUUAUGUAUUACUGACAGCCAAACGUACAGGUAUGCAACAUACAAACAUGUCUAAAUUAGAAUAGAAAAGUUUUGUCUGACUGUACUCUAAUAAGUGUCAGUGUACUUAUAAAAAAUAAAA